GAAAUUCUGAAUCAUCACAAUCUUUGAAUUCAAACUUCACUACCCACAUCUCCUCACCCCUUUCGGCUGCACUUACAAGCCCCUUCACAAUCGUUGGGAAAUGAACAAAGAUGGGGAAGGCACCGAUACUCGGGACCUGGCCCUCGACAUCAUGGCGAGAAGUGAUGAGCUGUUGCGGGAGAUGGAAAAGCUCCGGCAGAGAUAUCGAUCGAUUAAAGGCAACCACCUGAGCAUUCCUGGUCUGGCGGUCCUGAUGGAAGGAGUAAAACAGGAAGGUAAGGCUGCGCUACCGUUCGUGAACCAGAAUGCGAGCGGCUCAGCCACGCCAAUCGAGGAGUCGCUAGAAGCCCAUCCAGCAGGGUCUCGUCUGCGCUUCUCAAACCUGCCUGCUAUCGAGCGCAACUGGGAAAUUCUGAAGCACUGCCACAAUAUUGUCUCCGUUGAGCAGUCAAUACCUAAAAAUCCCAAGGUGGAAGUCAAGGAUGAUGGCGAACUCAUCGUUCACCGUGUCAAGACCGGUCGCGGUCGCGGCGCAGACAGGGACAUGAUCUUCGUUCAUGCAGUGGUCGAUGGAGGAGCCGAAUGGAUCCGCAUCAUCGGCAAGGAUGAGAAACGAGUACUCGUUGAGCUUGCUGCUGGCGGGUGGGAUUGGGAUUGGGACCACGAGGAAGGCGACACAGAUGAUGAAGAUGAUGCCGAACUCUUCGAAGAUGUACCCAUUCUUCGUACUGUGAAGGAACUCGCAGAUACUGCACGCAAAUAUUGGCAUGAUUACCACCGCCCAAGAAUACGAAUCUUGCUCAGCCGCAUACAGGAAGGCCAGAGUAAGGACAUGGAUAGAGUCCUUCAAAAGAUGCGCAGUGUAGGUGGUGGCGACAUCAAAGUCACGGUCGAAUGCGCGGACUCACCACUGGUAUCCAGUCAAACCCCACUGGAUCUGGAUACGGCGCUAUCUAAUCUUGUACCUGUUGAGGACAUGAGUCGUUUUGGUUCGACCGUCCUUCUAGAUACAAGCGUCCUGAUUGCUCUGAUAUCGGACAUCUCACACGCUACCGUGGAAGUGCAACCAUGGCAUAACCAGGACUGCAAAGCUCAAAUCCGCGAUGAAGCGAACGGUAUCAACUUCCUCACGGCACAAGCUUAUCCUGUCCUCAGGGGGAAACGACUGGUCUGCACGAAAUCAGCCAUGGAGCACUUUCAUGAGAUAUCGAAUACCAUUGCAAGUCCCACCGAGUUGGAAAGAGCGCGUGUCCUCUUCUCAGGCGGACGGGAAGACUUUCAUGGGUUCUCCAUUCAUCCCGUGCCAGAAGACCUCAUGCUGCCGGUGCAGGUGCUCCCCGAGCAAGGGAAUCUGCAUGCCAGGGAUCUCGUGCAGGCAGGCAGGCUUCCGGAGGUAGCAAUCAACGUCGAAAAACAGCUGUUAGGGGUGCCGGGAAAUAGAACUACACAUCUAUACGGCUGGUCCUCGGGAAUGACUGUUGUUACGGCAAAUAGGACGCUUGCAAAAAGGUUGGUGCGCAGGAUCGAGGGCAGCCUUGAGAAGGACUACGAAGGUGGGCCGAGGAUAUGUACAUUGCCCUUUAAUCGAGCUUUGGCGACUAAAGGCCCUAGGCGACUUGAUUGAGUUGCCAUGUACCUAGCAUAGACCACAAUAGCAAAAUUUUCGACUCUG
Molecule: messenger RNA, 1672 nt
Organism: Diaporthe batatas
Lineage: Eukaryota; Fungi; Ascomycota; Sordariomycetes; Diaporthales; Diaporthaceae
Exons: 1
Coding region: 101-1624 (507 amino acids)
Source: RefSeq, a predicted model, not a curated record